Messenger RNA from Ectocarpus sp. CCAP 1310/34, 10309 nucleotides. NCBI's taxonomy places the organism in Eukaryota, Phaeophyceae, Ectocarpales, Ectocarpaceae. The record is from the annotation of a GenBank genome assembly.
AUGAUGUGGAAGCGCAGCAAGAAGAAGAAGAAGGAGAGCCUCGACCAAGCUCCUGCCGCAGCCACCUCGGUAGCAUCAGCCGCCGAGGGUGGCGCCAUGUUCUCCCACCCGGGGGCCUACGGCGCCAUGAUGCUCCCGCCGGAGGCGCUCAAGUCCGGAUUCUUCGCGGGAAGGAGGCGGCGGCGGCGAGAGGAGGCCAAAUCCAGCAACGGCAGUGACAGCAGCAGCAGCAGCGAUGCCGCAAGCACUCGGAAGAAGCAGCAGCAGCACCCUCUCUGCUCAGGGGAACCCGGGAAGAUCGACGGCCUCGUGUCGGAGGCGCGGGAGGCGAAAGAGGCCGAAGGUGCCCUCCGCGCGGAAGCGGCAAUUUUGCGCGAGAGGAAGGCUGUGCUGGACGCUGACAUCCGGCGGCUGGAGAGGGACAAGGCCGACCUGACGGAGGAGCACUUGGCGCAGAUGGAGAGGCUCCGGCGGGAUCUCCAGGAGGACGCCCGGGACGGCAAGCGCAGGCUCGAGUCCGAGCUUGAGAAAGGGCACGCCAAGUCCAUGGAUCGGCUGCGGCUGACCUUGAAGGCGGAGGCCGAGAGCCUGGCCGGAGAGACGAAACGCCUGCGCGAGGACCUGCAGCGCGCGCGGGAGGCUAAGUCUGCCGCCGUUGCCGCCGCCGCCGCUGCCGCUGCGGCUAGCCCGAGAACUAAAGGCGGUAAGUCGUCAGCAAGAUCGAUCGCUCGGGAUACCCCUCCUGCUGCUGUGCCGGCGCUGCCCGCUGGAUUCUGGAACUCGUUGACCAGCGCCUUUACCCCACGCGAUCUGCUCGACGGGGUGGCGGUGGGAGUGGGAGACGGCGGCAACGGCGCCGUUCCGCCGCCCGCGCUACUGGUGCUGGCCGCGGUGCCGCUGUUUUGCUUCAUCAAGCGCAGGCGGAUCCAGAGGCUCGUGGCGGACCAAGAGGGCACCAGCAUCAGCGGCAGCAAUUACGAGGGCCAAACCACCGACGUCGAGGACCAGUCGGACGAAGAAGAAGAAGUCGAGAGCGCCUGGCGGGGGAAGGAGGCGGUUGGCGACGAGGAGAAGAAGGAGAAGGUCGACGACGGUGUCCGGGACAGCAGUGCUGCCGAGGAGAGGGAGGAACGCAGGCGGCGGACGGAGCAGCUGCGGCGGUCCUUGUCGUCGUCGCCUAUGAAGUUGAGGACCGGAAAUACCCCGGGCUCCAGCCUCAGGCUGAACCUGUCGCCGCGGCCGCAGGGCCCUCAGUUCUCGGAACCAGAAGUCUUGGUGAGCCCAUCUGUCGUAAUGUCGAGAAACGCCUCCUCUGGCCGCCGCCAGUCCACCAUGCUGCCGUCCAGCGGUGGCCGCGGCUCCCGGUUCCAGGGCCUGUCUGGCGCGGCCGCGGUGGCGGCUAGGAGGAGCAGCAACAUGUCUGUGAUGGCCGCGGGUGACGGCGCAAGCGCUAUGGGCAACAGCUGCGGCAUCGACGAGAACGCCGACUUCCCGGCGUCCGUUCCCUCCGGCAGGUCGUCCUCCGACGCAGCGGCGUCUCCUGAGCGCUCGACCCCUUCCGCUAAGGGCGACGGCAGGCAACAGUCAUACAAGAAGAAGCAGCCGUUGCUUCUCCAUCGCGCCAAAUGGCAGCAGCAGAAUCGUGCCAGCAUGUCCCGCCCGGCGCCCGGCGGCCUCGCCGCCGCCGCCGCUGCCGCCAACGCUCGCGCGUCGGUCGCCGGCGGCGGGGUCGCUAGUGACCGGCGCGGUAGUCAGGGGGGGCUCACCGGCGCCGCCACCGGCGGCGAAGGCGAGGCGACUGCAGCAACGGCGAACGUGGCGACGCCAGACGCGGCGGCGGCUGUCGAUGUCGACCGUGCCGCCGCCGCCGGCGCGCGCGCCAUGCGCGGCGCGCUGGAGGGUCUCCGCAGCGAGCGGGACUCCUUGGCGAACGCCUGCGGGCGGCUGGAGGCGGACCGGGAGGCGGCGUCGGUGCAGCUGCGGGAGGGCGGGGAGCUCGUGAAGAGGCUGACGGAGGCCAGAGAGACGCUGGAGGCGGACAAGCGCGCGCUCGCCAAGAAGUGCGCGGCGCUGCAAGGGGAGGUGGACGCGUACGCGAGUAGGAAGGAAGAGAAGGAGGAGGAGGAGACGGUACGGGCGGACGCUGAAAGUGGGUUGCGCGCCCGGGUCGUGGAGCUGGAGAAGAACCUGGAGGAACAUGCGGAGCUGGUGGCCGGCAAGGAGGCCAAGCUCGUGGAAGUCGGGGCUCAGAUCGUGGACCUGGAGCGGUCCCUCGCCGCCAGUAACGCCUCCGCUGCCACGGAGGCUGCCGCUAGCUCCGAAGCCGCUUCGAGGGCGCUCGCCGACAAGGAGGAGGAAGCCGCGGGGCUGCGGGAACGCGUCCGCGACGCCACCGAGGAGAAGCAGAUCGUCGCAGCGGAGCUCGCGGCCGCAGUCGCGGAGAGGGAGCGUGUGUCGGCUACCAUGUCUUCCCUGCGGCGCCGAGCCGCCGAGCAGGAUAGGGAGGUGGGGCGUCUCACCACCGAGCUGGAGGAGGCAAGGGAGGAGGCGGCGGCGGCUUCUGGUACGGCCGCCGAGGCUGCUUUGGCUAGCUCUCGUCAGGCGGCGUUGUCGGAGGCGAGGUCGAGGUUGGCAGCUCUCGAAAACGCCUUGUCUCGCUCGGACGAGGAGCUGCAGGAGGCCCAGUCUCAGCUAGGGCGUAUGCAGGCCGAAGGUGUUGAGCAGCAGGCGCUGUUCGAGGCGAAGGUUGCCGAGCUCUCCGCCGCCGCCAGCAAGAUCUCCUUGCUGGAAGACAGCGUCGCCAGGCACCUCGCUCGCCACCAGGAUCUCGAGGACGAGCUGCAGAAACUCCGCGAAGAGACCAAGGCCCUGGAGGCAAGCCGCGACGCACUGGAAGCGGAGGCCAGUGCCAAGCUGGCGGAGAGGAACAGCGAGCUGGAGGCCUUCAGGGCGCGCAUUGCCGACCUGACUUCGAAGCUUGAGAGCACCAAUGCUGGCCGCGAGGAGAUGGAAGUUAAGAGCAAGCGCUUGAAGCGGGAUCUCGAAGCCCGCUGCCGGGAGCUGGAGGCCGAGAACCAGGCCCAGGAGGCCGAGUUCGAGCACAAGCUUUCGGAGAAGGUGGCGGAGCUGAAGGCUAACGCCCUCGACAUGGAGGCGAAAGUCAGGGAGCGAGAGAUGCUGGAAGCGAGGCACGCCGAGAAGCUGCAGGCCCUCGAGGGGGAGAAGGCCUCCAUGCUCGCCGAACUCGAGGACCGGUACGCUUCUUCUUCGGAGGAGCUCCGCUCCCUGUCGAUCGAAAAGAGGAAGGCCGACGAGGCUUGCUCCGCUCUACGCGACCGGGCUAGCGCCCUCGAUGAGCGCACGGAGACGAUGGCCGGUGAACUCAAGGGGACGGCGUGCACGCGCAAGGCAGGCAGGGGGACCGACCUGCCUUUUUUCUCAAGCUCUCCCUCUCGGCUCCACUCGCCAACAACCCAACAACAGACUAUGGCCGACAAGAACGCCUCCUUGACUGAAGAAGCCGAGUCCUCCCGCAAGCUUCUGGCCGCGCGGGGCCAAGAGGUGGCCGACCUCGUCGCCAAGGCCACUGCGGAGGCCGCCAGCGCCGGCGCCGCCCUGUCGGCGAUGGAAGGCCGUCUCCGGGAGGACAAGCGAGCGUCGAGGGCGAAGAUUUCGGAGAUUGUGAAGGAGGCCGAGCAGGCGGCGCUCGAGGGGGAGGCUGAAGUGUCAAAUGUACGACUGGUGUUUGAGAUUAAGGUGAUCUUCGCUGGCGUGAGUGCUUUAGGGUUGUCUGUGAAAAGGGAAAGUUUCUGCCUUUGGUUUGGUUCCCUCCGCAGAGAGGCGGCGAGGCUGACAGGAGAGCUGCAGGUGCUAAACCACGACGUGGCCAGCUCGGAGAGGGAGGCGUCGGACGCCAUGCGGCAGAAGGAGGACGAGCUCGCUGCCGCUCGCGAGGAGAGCUCGCGCUUCGAACAGGAGGCGGAGAUGUACAAGAAAACUGCCGCCGGCACGCAGUCCCAGCUGCUGAAGGAGCAGCAGGAGCACGGGGAGGCCAUCGGCAGGAGCGCUCAGGAGGCGGCUCGGUCUGCCGAGUCCCUGCGUUCUCUGGAGCAGGAGGUCUCCGGCCUCAAAGAGAGUCUCGCCGCAAAAACCGCCGACCUCGAGUCCCUCCGCGAGAAGAAGGACAACGCCGACGCCGAGGCCGUGAGGGCGUCCGCCCGAGCCGACGCCCUGGAAGCACAGCUCCGGUCCUCCACCAAUGCGCUCGCGGAAGCCCAAGAGGGGCUGCAAGUGGAGUCGUCGAAGGUGGUUCGGCUGACGCGGGACGCCGCCGAGCUGGAGAGUAGGAUGGAGAGCGAGGCGGCGGCGGCGGCGGCGGUACUGGAGGGGGAGCGAAAGGCUCGGUCGGAGGUGGAGUCGAAGCUCAACACCGCCACGGAGGAGCUGGGAUCAGCCCGCAGAGACCUGGCUGCCGCCGUCGCUAACGUUGGCGAGGCCGAAACCGCUCUGGCGGAAGCCACCGCGGCGGGCGAGAUGCUCGAAGAGGCGAGAAAGGCGCUGGCCGAGGCGAAGAGCACGGCUGCCGGGCUUGAGACGGACGGCGAGGAGCUCGGGAACAGGGUGGAGGCCCUGACAAAGCAGCUCGAGGACGCGCAAGAGAUUCCAGGUGUCCUGGGUGGGUGGCUUGCGGGGGUGGCGUGGCGUCGUGUGGUGUGGCUCGGGGUAGGCGUGUGUUCGAUCGAAAAGUCGUACGCUGCCCUGGAAGCAUCCUCAAAAGAGUCCGCCGCCAACGCCAAGGCCAAGCGGCGGGUGCUCGAGGCCGACCUCGCCGCCGCCCGCGAGGCGGCCGGCGCAGCCGAGUCCCGCUGGAAGGACUCGGAGUCUCGUCUUGCGGCCGCCGAGGGCGAGGCCCUCCGGCGCUCCGGCGAGCUGGCGGCGGCGGCCGAGGCGGCUGGGGCUAAGGCCGCCACCGAGGUUGCGGAGAAGGCGAAGGAGGUGCUCCGGCUGAUCGGUGAGGCCAGGGAGGCGAGGGAGGAGGCCGCCCGGGCCGCGGGGGAGGCGGAGGGGCUGAGCGGGGAGCUGGCGGCGGUGAGGGCGGAGCUGGCGGAGGUCUCCGGGGAGCUUAGGGCUGAGAGGGCUGCUAGGCUUGAGGAGGAGAGGAAGAUCAGCGGAGAGCUAGAGGGAGCCAGGCAAGAGGCGCAGGGUUUGCAGGAGAGGGUGGAUGGCCUGGAGGCCAUGAGGAAGGGGACGGAGGAAGAGUUGGAGGACGCGAGGGAGACGCUGAGAGCGGCGCAGCAAGCCUCGGACUCGGAGAUGGGUCGCCUGAGGGAUGAGCUGCACUCCAAGACGACGGAGGUGGAAGCUCUCGCGGAGAAGGGCGUGGCUGCCUCCGGCGAGUCAGAGAAGGAGCUCAACCGCUUGCGGGAGGAAGCGGAGACGGAACGAUCGCAGGCCGAGCGUGCGCUGUCCGCUAAGGAGGAGGAGACGGCCGCUCUCGAAUCCAGUCUGCGCAAGCUCGAGGCGGAACAAGCCGCUCAGGCGAAGGAGCUCGAGCGCGCUACCUCCCUGAGGGAUGAGGCGGUGGAGAGGGCGAGCGGCCUGGAGGCCGAGCUGGAAGCGGCAUCGUCUCAGCUCGUGGCGUCCGAGACCAAGUUUGGAGAGCAGGAGAAAGAGCUCUCGGGCAUCGAAGCGGAGAGGGACACGCUGGGCGAAAGGGUCGAGAUCCUCGCCAAGCAAGUCGAGGACCUCACGGCCGAGUGUGGCGCUGCAUCGGAGGAGCUCGCGGCCCUCAAGCUUAAGGAGGAACAGAGGGAAGCCGAGGCUGCUGCUGCUGCCGCCGCGGCGUCGGGAGCGGGAGCGGGAGCGGCCGGCCUGGCGGGGACACCGGCGCAGACAAAGGAGGUAUCCGUGGAAGGGGCAGGUCUGGAGGUCCAGACGGUCCGGGCUGGAGGGCUGCUGCCGCAAGGAGAGCGCUCGCCGGAGAACACGGUGUCUUCUGCUCGCAGGCUGUCGCCAGAAUCUCAGUUGCAGAUGGGAAAGCUCGAGCUCCAGCAGGUGAGAGCCGUGACGGCCGGCACGGACCCUGUCCGACAGAACGACGAUGCCGCUGCCGCCGCAGUUGCUAAGGCCGAGAGCAUGAAGCGGGAGCUUGAGAAGAAGAACAUGUCUCUAGCCAAGGCGGAGGAGAAGUGCCUGGUGCUGGAGGCGAGGCAGGAGGACUUCACGUACCUGCUGCAGGGGUUCCGUGAAGAGAAGGAAAAACUGCUUUCGGAGCUCAAGAAGAAGCGCGAGAAGGUGGCGAAGGAGCUGAAGGAGGUCAAGGCCGCGAAGAAGGAGGCCGAGAGGCGCUGUCGUCAGAUGGAGGAGGAAAAGGAGGCUAUCUGUGACGACUACGAGGGAAGGCUGCAGCAGCAGGCUGCCAACUACGAAGCUCAGCUGACGGCCCUGCCCAAGACGGAGGAGGACGGGGACGAGACGGCGGGGGCGGUGGUGGCCGCAUCUGGCGGUGCCGAGACUGAAGUGGCGCGGCUCAAAUCCAUGAUCGAAGAUCUGGAGUCGAGCAGGAAGAUGACGGCUAGGAGGCUCCGCGAUAUCAUGAAGAAGUGCUCGCAGAACGAGGAACGCUUCCUGGCCGCUGUGGAGACGGAGAAGGCCAGGGCCGAUCGUUUCGAGGAGAUGCUGGAGGACUGUAGGAGGGAGAGGGACGCCGAGUGCGAGCGCUUGCAGCACAAUAUCGACAGUCAGAAGGAGCAGCUCGACGUUAAGGUGGCGACGGUCAAGCAUCUCUGGGAGAAAGUGGCAGCCAUUCGCCGCGUUAAGGCGGUCGGCAGUGAGGAUCUCAAGGCUCAUCUUGACGAGGCGGUAUCCGCCCGCGACAGCCUGUCUAGGUUGGCGGAGGACCAGCAGGAGCAGAUCGACAGGCUCAGGAGGAGAGCUAAGCGGAAGGAGGAGGAGAUCACUAAGACUGUCCUUGCCAGGCUGCAAGCGCAAGAGGCGUCGGGUUCGUCCGUGAUCGAUGACGACGAGAUGAGCCUCGGCGAUGCCGCUAGGGGAGACGACAGCCGCGGCGGCGGCGGCGGCGGCAGGGAUUCGCUCGACAGCGCAGCGGGCACGACGAGGGGAGCCAGCGCGGCGCUGAGGUCUCAGCUCGCCGACAUCAAGGAGCAGCAAGUGGCCGACCUGCGCAGGCUGGUGGACGAGAUCGCCAAGCUCGAGUCCGGCGCUCCAGACGCCGCUGCCUCCGGCGGUGGCGGGGGCGACAACUGGGAGACUCAGUCGGGGUGCUCGGACCUCAGCGGAGUGAGCCUCGACAGCUCGCUCAUGCCUCGGGGCGUGGAAGACAUCCCCGAGAAGGAUCUGCGCGAGCUGGCCAAGUGGUUCAAGUCCAGGUCGUCCGAGCGCCGGCGGCUGCUGAAGAGGUACAAGACCGGCCGCCAGAAGACCGAGGCCCUCGCCGCAAGGAAGCAGGCUGGUGGCGACGUGUUUGCGUCCGUCCGAGGCAAGAUCCCCACCAAGGGAGGCCUGGCUCGCACCCCCACGUCCGACACGGCAGGGCGCCCUGAAUCAACCGGCCUGCCCGAACUCCUCACGACGUGUACCACAAACAUAUUUGGUCUUCGCCACGCCCACAACCUGCCUGUCAAGCAGGAAUCGGUCAAGUCGGCCCGCUCCGGCCAGUCCGUCCGCUCCGCUCGCUCGGCCAAAAGCGCCAGCACGACGGCCAGCAACAUCAGCGCCCGGCUGGCCAGGGCCGGCGCCAUUCCCUCCAGCAGCAGCGGCGGAGGCGGCGGCGGGACUUUCUCUUCCCCGAAGUCCGAGAGGGCAGGGGGGCGGGCUAGGGGAACCUCCCCCCGCUCGGCCACCGGGGCUACGUCGAGGCAGGCGGCGGCGGCGGGUCGUUCCGCCCGUCGCAACAGCGGCGAGGGCGGCGCCGGUGGUGGCGGCGGGCAUGGGCGUGGCCGCACGGGGCGGGACGUGGAGCUGAGGUCCGGGAGGUCUCCGCGGGCUGGUACGAGGGCCAUGGGCGGACGCACCGGAUGGCUGUGAUUUGCUGUUGUUGUUGUUGUUGUUAUUGUCGUGGGUGUCGUUAUUGCGUGCAUGCUCUGUGAGUGUUGUUGGUUUGAUUUGAUUUCGUGCGAGUCACGCCCUCUUGUUUUGGAUUUGGUCCCUUUCUGAAAGACAGACAGACGUGUGUGAGUGAUGCCUUAGAUCAGUUUUCUAGACCGAUGCGACCAUGCUACUACUUAUCUCCGAACAACGGUAUGCGUGGGCCGUGGCCAGGUGUUUAUUUGCGCGCUCUUCGUGUGUGUGUUCUUUUUGCACCGACCGCGCUGUUAUGCCGGCUGACUAAUGAAAAGAGAUGCCAGUCUUGUAGCGUGUGUGCACAGCAUGGCGGCCGGGGUGUUUGCGGAGCCCCAUGCCGUGGUGCUUGCUGCUGGUGGCGUUAUGCACGACGCGCUCGUUAGCCUGAACAGAGUGGUGGUGGAAACGGCUGACGUUGGCUUGAAGCAAAUGGCCACAAGUCGUAAGCAUCGAAAGAGAACAAUCACUGCCGUUUACGAACGGGUGGGGCUGGCUUUGAGCAAUCGCGUGAGAGAGGGGGGAUGAGGGUGCUGCUGUGGGCGGACGUGUAUCAUAUGCCGGGGAGGAAUGCGGUCAAUGGCGCACAUUUUAGCUUUUGUCGCCGAGUAUGAGCAAACGUUAUUUCUCUUUUUUUUGAUCCGACCCGACGAGGCAUUACGUGGAAAAGGGACCUAUAUAUAGGAAACGGAAAACAAGAAGGGAAGGGUGUACUGGGUGUGUAAAUGUAUCGCGUCGUCUGUAAAGGAUGCAUGCCGUUUUUUUUCCCCGCAGCUGGUGGUAAGGUCAUGUAGAGUGGAUUGGCAUGCGCAUCUGCCGUGGUUUGGGUACAUGGGGCAAGGCAGGAAGCACUAGACAGCAAGUGCCGGCAGUUUUCUGGAGAUUGUGUGAUUUUUGGAGCUGUUGAAGGCGUUUCCCUUCGGUGGAAGCACGACCGUUUUUCCACUGACAUUCCGAAGGCUGUUACUGCGGGGGAAGCGCGACCGGUUGUCGAUUCGAAGGAAUGAGCGAGGGAUGGGGGGCCUCUAUCAGAUCGCUCCAAGUGCAGGGUUGUGUUGACACGUCGGGAACGCUCAUAGGACCUUGGUGGUGAAUGAUUUGAUGGGUGCCGCUUUGGUUGUACGUUCGUGGCGAGAAAGUGUUAUUAUCGUUGAACAUGUUGAACAAUCUUGGCGUUAAAAUCUGUGCGGUCGAAGCUUAUCUUCGCUUUUCGGUCGAAGCUCAGUAUGGUACCUCCUAGCACCCGUCAUUGGGUGUUGCAAUUCUUUGCGGGCAGUCCGGCGUUUCAGCGUGCAAGCAAGUGAUGGUCGUCAUUGUUGUGGCAUCUUCAGGCGUGUAUCUUUCGGGGCGAAAAGCACUUGGUCGUAGUGUACUUUAGUACGAUUCCGAAGGUAUUGCCCGGUUGUUGUAACUGGCGGUUGUGUUUGAGGGGGCCUCUGUCGUCGUUUUACUUUAGGGAUUAGUCUAGGCCUGUAGCUGUUUUGACAAGAAGAGCCGGUCAAGCUGUUGUAAAGAACGUCCUUUGUCGGGUUGUCGUACGCUCUCCCCCGUGUACGCACCACGGAACCGAACACCCUCGCUGCUAUUCGGCCAGCCUGGAUAGUCACUUCGAAAGGGACGGGCGUGGGUACUGGCAAGGAUUAGGUGAUACACUGCUAUUAAGGGUGGAUGUGGUGCCUCGUGGUCAUGACGGCCACAGCUGCAGUGGAACGUCGUUGUUGUGGGGCAAGUGAUGCGUUUUUUUUUUUGGUGCCCAUUUUUUAUUUUUUGGUGUCUGCGUGGAAAACAAGUACGUUCUAUAAUAAAGGGGGGGGGCGGCGUUCUGUGUACGUAGACUGUAUGGUAUCUAUAAGGUUGAUGUUUUUCUGUUUGAUCUACAUAUCUCAUUGUUACCGCAAAGCGUUCAUUCUGUCGAGUGCGCUCCGGGGCUCGAUGGGUUCUUAGCUCCAAGUAGCUUGCUGUUUUUAUUAUUUCGUGGAAUGAGCCAGGGCCAGUGCCGGCGCCCGAUUUAGUGCCGAUGUUUUCGGCGGGCACACACUGAUGAACUUUCAAGACAUUCUCAAUGCUUUGGAUAGCAGUGCCGAUCCGGUAAAGUGAAGGUGAAAACCCUGGGCACAUACCGGCACUGAACAGUUACCUCUACUGUACACAGGGCCGGGGUCGGGGGCGUCCAUGUAGCCGGGAAGAUGGUGCGGUGCGCGCAAAUAAAAUCAAGCUGCGUUGUCUAGAC